Phytophthora infestans T30-4 is the source of this 2079-nucleotide messenger RNA. RefSeq lists its product as uncharacterized. Gene Ontology annotation, molecular function: ribonuclease III activity. The record is from RefSeq and is a predicted model, not a curated record. The transcript has a single exon. NCBI's taxonomy places the organism in Eukaryota, Oomycota, Peronosporomycetes, Peronosporales, Peronosporaceae. Gene Ontology annotation, biological process: RNA processing. Bases 1 to 1962 code for a protein of 653 amino acids.
AUGACCAAGAAACGGCGAAAUGGGCAUACGCGCCGCCGCUCGUUCUCGGAGAGCGAUGUGCAAGCGCGAGUGAAGAAAGCCAAGCACAACAAAGAGGACAUCUCUGUGUCCACGUCGGCGGCCGCGGUGGCCCAUUUCCACGCGCUGCAGAGCUGUUCUUCCAGUGCCGCUCUCGCCGACGUGUUCGAGUGGCUGGGAGACGCCGUCAUUGGCGAGUUGGUGGGCCGCUGUCUGUUGUCUCAGUUCCACCAAGCGCCAUUGAGUGCGCGAGUAUUCCGCAACUUAAGAUUGGCAGUGGUGACGAACCGCAACCUAGCGCAGGUGUACGGUGCCAUGGGGUACGCUGUUGUUCAGCGUCGAAACCUCCAGGAAGAUGCAAGCUGGAAGAAGAUUAAGUUGAAGCAACGUGCAGAUGUGGUUGAAGCGGUAGUGGGUGAGUUGGUGCUUAAGUUGCACCAACGCAAGGACGACGCGGACGGCUAUCGAGCUCACCUGGACACGGUAUUGGCCUCGAUGCUGCAUUGUCACUUUACAGAGAGAAGUCAAGCAGCCAAGGAGAAAGGGGAGACGGUGAUGGCAGCCAAAGGACCGCUAAGUGUGGCGUUCAACCCGUUCGCGUGUUUGCCCGAGGAACAACUGGACGAGACUACAGGGGAGCUGAUCGUCACUAAAGGGGUCGACAUAUUCGAGGCGGAUGAGGAAGAGAAGGAUGAAUAUGAAUACGAAGCAGUGGGGAGUAAGGAUAGUACUACUCCACAUCAUUAUUUUGCUGUAGGAAAUGAUACGAUUAAGGAAGAUACUAUACGAGUGGCUAUGAAGCAGCUGGAUCGAGAGCACAUUCUACGAACGUCGAGGGAGAUUUUUGAAGUCUUCAAGGUGUACGGAAUGGCAGUACUGUCCGAGAGAUUAAGUUUAUCACUAGCGUUACCACACGUGUCGCUACGUCUCAACAAACAGUCGGAGAUGGUGACGCCAGCGAGACUCACGAGACAGAGACAACGUGUUCUUUCGGUAGCGAAUCUGGCGAAAUGUGCCGUUUCUCUGGGCAUCGCGGAGCUAAUUCAGGGAAAUGAGCACGAAGCUGCUCGACUGCAAGAAGAAUAUGGACUAGCGAACACUCUUCGUGCCUUCGUGGGCUUCCACAGUGCCGUCGCGACCACUUCGACGCCCUCAAAUCGCCCCAGUAAUGUGCUGGUUAACGUCAUCUGCACAAUGCUUUACGACGUUGCAUUCUCAGGUGACAAUGACUUCAAUGCUUCGAUUAAACCCUGUAAAAUCCCCGAGAGAGAGCCGCUAGUGGCGAUGAUGCAGUCAGUGGGAGAAGCCCGUGUGUUUAUGAACAGCAAGGCGUGUGACGAACUCCACGCACCAGGAGAGAGACCAGUUUCCGACGCAGCUCUAGAGCGAAGGCGUCAACCGUCUCUGCUACUGCGCCAAUGCAUCGACUCGACUCGACUUGAAACCCUCUUUGAGACGCUCAACAAGGAGCAAGAAGCGCAACGACAGCGAAGCGAAGCUGCUCCUUCACUUCGAAAGAGGAGACCCAAGAAGAAGAAAACCGUUGAUGGGUUUGCUGCAACCGCUGGCUGUGUCACUCGCAAUCUAGAGCGCUUCCUCCAUCGCCGGUUCCUCUUCUGCCUCGAAGAGAUUGUGGUGCUCUUUGCUCAGCGUAAAACGGAGGCUUGUCGAGCUCAGAUCGCCGUGUUCGAACACGAUGUUGAGCCAUGUGCCGAGCUGCCUCACUUCCGGAAGUGGGAGGUCUCGACGAGUACACUUACACUGGCGAUGCGUGACAGCUUCUUCCGGAUGCUACUGCAUGAUGUUUGCCAGUUCCACGCCGUCAUUUCGACUAGUAGGAACGCGAGGGAUGGAACGCGGAUCACGCAGCUUCGCUUGCCGCUUCAUUACACGUGGUCGAACAUUGACACACGCAUCACGACGGAGCAACAGGCUCGCAGUUAAGUUGCGUCUCCGGCUGGGUGCUUGGAUUCGCUGGAGUUACUGGGAUCACCUUGUGGACUUAAUCCGCGGCGUUGAGCAGCCGUCGCUAGCAUGCAAACGGUGUUUUCUACCGAGUGU